Messenger RNA from Nakaseomyces glabratus, 1455 nucleotides. RefSeq lists its product as uncharacterized. The record is from RefSeq and is a predicted model, not a curated record. Gene Ontology annotation, molecular function: carbohydrate:proton symporter activity. Lineage: Eukaryota; Fungi; Ascomycota; Saccharomycetes; Saccharomycetales; Saccharomycetaceae. Gene Ontology annotation, cellular component: membrane. Gene Ontology annotation, biological process: carbohydrate transport; transmembrane transport.
AUGCAUAAAGUCGAUAGCAUACCUAAACUCACUGCAUUUGUGUUUUUAGUUGGUUAUUUAAUGGGGAUGGACCUCAGUUCUCUGGGUGUUUUUUUGAAUGGAGAUGAAUUUUUGUCCUAUUUUGGGACGCCGACACCAAUUGAACAAGGACUCUUAAUGGGCGCAAACCCAUUGGGUGGCCUAAUAGGAAGUAUAUUUUAUGUUAGUCUUGCAAAAAAUUGCGCAAGAUUAUAUUCAUUUAGACUUUCUACUAUUAUUUGGCUAAUUGGUUGCUUUAUUGGAAUUUUUGUGCUUGAAAUUUGGAUGAUCGCAGUUGCUAGGUUUUUGAAAGGUAUAACAAUUGGAAUGCUUUCCAUUCACAUUACUAACUAUAUAAACGAGGUGUUUCCUAGUAAUAUUAGAGGGAGAACAUUGGCAUUUGUCCAAGUGGGAUACACUUUUUCAAUAUUUUCUAUGCAUUAUUAUUGUGUUGGAUUAAAUACAUUUAAGAGCCAUUAUGCAUUCAGACUUGCUUGGGGAUUAGAAUUCAUUCCAGCAGUAGCAGUAAUAAUUGCAACAUUUUGGAUCCCAGAAUCACCUGUUUACCUCCUAAGAAAUACAAUCCCCCAAAUAUCUCAAAAAGUCGAUGUCAUGAAAGUCAAGCAUGACUCAGACAGUGAGAAUGAUCCCGCUGAUAUCUCAGAUAAUAUUGAUGAUAUAUUCGAAUUCGAGUGCACAAGCCGUAUAUUAUGUAUCAGAGAGAUUCUGAAGCUAAAAACGAGAAACAGAUUAUUAAUGGGAACAAUAUUGCAAGUAUUGGUACAAUUUACUGGCAUUAAUGUUAUUCUGUAUUACAUCACCUAUAUCUGUGAGAUGGCAGGAUUGAAAGAGGAAACAAAACUCUUGGUGUCUGCAGUACCUUAUUUCAUUAAUGCAGUACUGAGCUGCUUUCCGUUAUUAUAUUUAGAUGUAGUACCAAGAAAACUCAUGACUGUUAUAGGUUCUGCGCUAUUAUCAACAAUAAUGAUUGCAAUCGCAAUAUUAAUGUCAACAACAGGACAUGAGAUAGAGCCUAUUAAGGGAAAUAAAUCACUAAUAUGGAUAGUGCCAAAAGUUCCAGGGCUGUUUAUUUUAUGCUUAUGCUUUCUUUUUGUAGGUAUAUAUGCCUUGAGCAUUGCCUGCGUUCCUUGGAUUUACACUUGUGAGUUGUUGCCUGUCAGUGCCAGGGCAAAAGGUUUGCCGAUAUGCAUGGCUAUAGGCUGGCUGAUGAAUUUUUGUAUUACUAUGACCGGACCAUUACUGAUGCAAUAUUUAAAAUGGGGUGUAUAUUUAUUAUUUGGGUCAAUAACUCUAUUGCUGGCUUUUUCAGUUCUGCUAUUGUUCCCAGAAACUAUGAUAGAAAAGGACCGCAAUUCCAUUAAAAACUGCCAUAAUGAGGACUAUAGUAUAGAAGACAUCAAAACAACAGUUUCAUAG